GUCGCUAACCUCUUUAACAACACAAAUUACAGUGACGUCAUAUAGCAACAUACACAUGUUGUCUGUCACAACGGGAAAUUAGUUGCAGUUUGACUGAUCUUUUUUCCUGGAUAAUUCAUAAUUAAGACAGAACUUUAUUUAUAACUAGGAAAAAUGGGAAAGAAAGUUAAAAAGGAUGAGAAGCCACCUCCAGAUGAUGUGUUUGACACAUUAUUGGUAGAGAGUAGACAGGCAGGUACUGUUGUUUUGAUGUUGAGUAGUCCAGAGGAAGAUGUCCAAUCCAAGGCUUGUGAAGCUAUCUAUAAAUUUGUUGAUAAAUGUGAUGAAAACAAAAAGCAGUUACUGGACCUGAAUGCUGUUGAACAUCUGUUAGCUUUAAUGCAGAGCGAAGAUAAAAUAGUACGCAGAAAUGCUGUGAUGGCUGUUGGUGUAAUGACAGCUCACCCUGAUGUUAGAAAGUAUUUGAGAAAGCAGGAAGCCACAAUCCCAGCACUUGUAAAUUUGCUUGCUCCUGAAGAGGAUUCAGUGUGUCAUGAAUUUUCUGCCCUUGCUAUGUCUAACAUGGCCACAGAGUUCAGUUCCAAAGCAGCUAUCUUUGAGAAUGGUGGUGUUGAACCACUAGUCAGAUGUUUACUGUCACAUGAUCCAGAUGUUCAGAAAAAUGGAAUAGAAGCCAUUGCUUUGCUACUGAUGGAUUAUCAGACAAGAACAGCUAUAAGGGAUGUAGAUGGUCUAGCCCCUAUGUUGGAAUGUCUGAAGUCAGAAUAUGCUGUGAUACAGAAGCUAGCAUUACUUGCUUUAGAAAGAGCAUCACAAGAUGGCGAAAACAGGUCUGCUCUCCGUGAGUUGGAAGCUAUGUCCAGGUUGAUAGACUUUGUAGCUCAUCCAGAGUGUAAUGACCUUCAUGUUAUGGCAGUCAUGGUCCUCUCUAAUCUGUUAGAAGACUUGGAGAGUUUAGAGUUAGUCAAGGAGACUGGAGGUUUGAAAAGACUGGUUGCUGUUAUCACAGACCAGGUACCUCCAGAAGAAGAGGCUAAAGGCGGAAAAGGAGCCCCAGAUAAAGGGGGUAAAGGUUCCAGACAGGCCAAAAAGAGUGCAAAAGAUUCUGCCACAUCUAAAAAUAAACAAGGGUCUGCAGCAAAGAAACAAGAGUCUGCAGAUAGUUCAGAACCUCCUCCGGGCGAAGCAAUCAUACCAACCCUCCCUGAUGUAAAAAUGUGUGCUGCCAAGGCUAUUGCAAGAUCUGCUAGAUCUGCUGAGAAUAGGAAGAUUCUUCAUGAACAAGAGACAGAGAAAAUGUUGAUACAUUUACUGAGUCACGAGUCAGCAGAGGUACAGUCUUCAGCAGCACAGGCCCUAGCCAUAAUGGCCGAAAACCUCACAAGCCGAGACUCAAUUAGAGAGUGGGAUGGUCUAGGCCCUCUUAUUAAGAUGAUCAGUUCAGAAAACAGUGAUGUUAAAGAAUCCGCCACACUGGCUCUGGCAAAUCUUACAACUGCCAACAGCAAUAAUUGCACAGAGAUACAGAAUUUAAAUGGUAUAGAACCACUGAUCAACUGUCUGGCUGAUGGGAGAGAGGAAGCUGUAGCAAACUCUGCAUGUGUUCUAACUAACCUGGCACAGAUUGAAGUUCUAAGAGCGGAUGCACAAAAUAAAGGGGUGGUCAGAGCUUUGAUUGAACCAUUAAACUCUAGAAAUACAACAGUUCAGAGUAAAACAGCCCUGGCUGUAGCAGCAUAUGUAUGUGAUGCUGAAUCAAGAGAAAAUUUCCGUUUAUCUGAUGGACUCACACCGUUAGUAGCUUUAUUGAGGUCAGGAAAUGAUGAAGUCAGGAGAAAUGCUGCCUGGGCAAUAACUGUUUGUGCUGUUGAUGAGCCUACAGCUACUGAAAUAUGCAAACUCGGUGGUAUGGAAUUGUUACAAGAGAUUCAGACAUCUAGUACUAGAAAGAGUCCAUUUGCUGAAGCGGCCUUACAGAAACUGUUAGACAGUAAUCUCUCAGCUAAAUAUGCUCUCACUGGAUGUCUUACUUCAACAAACUACAUAGAAAAUGGUUUCUAUGAUGUUGGACAGCUGAGACCGGGUACCAAAUUUCUCACAGUAGAGGAAUAUGCCAAACAAGAUAUGAACGACAAGAGGCCUAUCAUUAUUGUUAAUGCUAAACCAGACCCAACAGUAUCUCAGGCACAAUCUCAAGCUGAACUUGAUGCAAAACAAGAGGCGUCAAAAACUAGCGUCACCGGAAAAUCAUCUCGAACUGGCCGAGAUUCUAAAACAAGUGAGGGCCGAGCACAUUCCCCCACGGAGCAGGGCACUGGUUCAACCAGUCGUUUAUCCUCUGCUAAAAAAACGCGGAAACAGCAGGAACGAGAGGAGAAACAGCGAGAGGAAGAAUUACAAGCCCAACUUCAGCGCGAGGCCGAGGCCAUCUCAGCAGCGGAGAACAAACCAUACGAAGCACCAUGUGAUUCUACGCUUCUUAAGUUCAUUGACGAGGUCGUAGAUAAAAUACAGCCAUUACCUACCACUAGAGAACAAGUGAAAGCUUUAGCAACAUUUGUUGCAGAUAAAAUGGGAGGUCCAAUAGAAAGAGGUCAACUUAGUAAUUUUGGCUGGGAAUUACCAUUAAGUCAAAUAAAAUUUGAACUCAAAUCUAAUGUAGUGCCUCUUGGUAAAAUUAAAGCUGGAAUACAUGUACACAGAGCAUUGUUGUUUAAGACUCUGGCAGACAAGAUAGCUGUAAGUUGUUCAUUAAUGCGAGGAGAGUAUAACCGAGCAUGGAACGAAGUUUUACUACCCGAGGAGGAUUGUUCACUUGAGGAUAGUUUAUUUGCGUAUACCCCUACACCUGGUGCACCAAAGUUCCCACCAAAGACAUUUAUCGUAGAUCUGAUUCAUGAACCUGGAAACUUGCUACCAUUCGACACACCUGAAGCACAAACCUACAAAAAAAUCUAGUGAACUAAAUGGACUUUCUAUUUUUCUUGUUGUACUAUCAUUAAGUAAAGAAAUCCUCAGAUGAAUUUACAGAAAAAAACUUUUCUACAACUGAAUUUUUAAAAAAUAGAAAUUAUGGUUAAAAAAAAAAAGUUUCAUUUACGUAGAAAAUUGUGUCAUUACUUUUAUUCUCCUUAUUUACUGGCUUAUAAAACUUGGACCAUAGAAGAUUAUUUAGUGUCAUUGUAUUUACUGGUAAAUUCUGUUUAAAAAAAACUUAGGAAAUAUGAAAAUUUAUGUUUGACCAUUCUUCAAACAGACAUGUUCGUACUUUUAUGAGGAUUCUAAUUUUUUAACAGUUUAACAUAAAGUUCAAGCAUUCCAAAAUUUCCUAGGACAACCCUCGUAAAUCUACAUACCCAGUAAAAGCAGCAUUUGACAAUGUUAGAAAUAUCUAAAAAAAAAAGUCUAGAAACUAUUUAUAUCCCAACCCCUUGGUACUGAACUAUUCUUUUUAUAUAUUGUUGAUUUCAUAUUUGUUUUGUUUACACUGUUUUGUAUUAUAUAUUUUAUAAAUAUUAAUAAAUAAUAACUGUGAUAUGUCAAUGAUCUAAACUUACUUUGUUACUUAGAAAUAUAAUAUGUUACUUACUUUAGAAGAAUUUUGACAAGUAUUAUUGAAGCAUUAUGAAG
This is a messenger RNA of Ruditapes philippinarum (Manila clam), 3630 nucleotides long. RefSeq names its product armadillo repeat-containing protein 3-like. Gene Ontology annotation, molecular function: protein binding. The record is from RefSeq and is a predicted model, not a curated record. The coding region runs from base 154 to 2958 and encodes 934 amino acids. The transcript is spliced from 27 exons. NCBI's taxonomy places the organism in Eukaryota, Metazoa, Mollusca, Bivalvia, Venerida, Veneridae.